AUGUCUAGAGCACUAGAUACACUAAGAUCUGACUGUACUAAUCAUACCAAAAAGAUACAAAACCUCGAGCCCAGAGUUGCUCACUUAGAGCAGUUGCAGAAACGAAGAUCUGUUAGAAUACUAGGCUUUACAGAAUCUGAAAAUGAAAACCAUGUGGAUACUCUUAUUGAUUUGCUUGAUCAGUAUUUAAACGUUAGCUGUGAAAGUAGGGAUGUUGAUGCUGUAUUCAGAGUUAAGGGCACGGAACGAAACUCAGGACCUCGUGUGUUGUUAGUAAUAUUUACUACGUUAUUGCUAAGACAAUCUGUGAUGUCCGCUAACAAGGCUAAGUGCAAGGGCAGUAAUAUUCUUGUCUACGUGGAGUUAUCCAAGGAGGUUUAUCAGUUGCUACGCUUGACGAAGAAGAAGUAUGGCCCAAGGAAUGUUUGGCCGUCAUCUGGCAAAGUGUUUGUUAAGUGUGGUCACACCAAAAAGUGUAUUUCCAGCCGUGAUGAUAUUGUGUAA
This is a messenger RNA of Acanthoscelides obtectus, 504 nucleotides long. The record is from the annotation of a GenBank genome assembly. Lineage: Eukaryota; Metazoa; Arthropoda; Insecta; Coleoptera; Chrysomelidae.